ACCUCCUGCCCAGCCUUUCGCUUUCGCCGCCUCCACUCGCCGUCCAGGUGGCCCCCGCGAUCCCCUGUCGCGCUGGGGUCUGGCCGCCGCAUUCCCAGACCUGGUCCCCGGAGCACUGUGUCCCCGAUGGCCGGCGACCAAUGGCGGAGGGACGAAGGGAGGGUCCCCGACAGCAGGCGACUCAUGGCGGGGGCCCCCUGCGUCUCCGCGACUGGCUGGUGGCGCAGAUCGAGAGCGGGCGCUACGCUGGGCUGCGCUGGGAGGACGCGGGCAAGACCCUCUUCCGCAUCCCCUGGAAGCACGCAGCCAAGCAGGGCUACCAGGCGCAGCAGGACGCGGCGCUCUUCAGGGCCUGGGCCAUAUACAAGGGCAAGCACCUAGAGGGCGUUGACAAGGAGGACCCCUCCACCUGGAAGACGCGGCUCCGCUGUGCCCUCAACAACAGCGCUGACUUCUGUGAGGUGCGCUCGCUCAACCAGCUGGACAUCUCCAACCCCUACAAGGUCUACCGGCUCCUGUCUGCUGGUGCCCACAACCCAGGUACCAUCCUGUCCCUGGAGGUAGCAGCUGAGGAUGGCUCUCUGGGCAAUAAGGACCUCACAUUGCCCAUCUGUAAAAUGGGAAAUGGGCUUAUUGACUGGGUUACUCUGGUCUGGGCUCACCUCAGACAAGGUUGGGGGGUUCCCCUUGGGGCCCAGGAAACCACAGACUAUUUCUUACUUCAUCCAGUUACCAGGGCUUGUGCCCCCUGUAAAGAGGAGGGCAUUCUUCAUAGCCAGCAGUUGCCCCCUGGAGAAGUGACAGAGCCGGCCUGCAAGACAGAAGAGCAGGUUGGCUCCAGAUUAGACACAGAGGAUAAAGACAAGAAGCAGCCCCCCAGGCUGGCCUCCCUGCCCCCAGGCCCUUUGGCUGGCCACAGGUACCAGGCUCAGGAUCCUGCUCACCCCUGGGGCCCCUUGCCUUCUGAGGACUUCAGCAACCCCGAUUUUUGGCUGCACGUGCGACUCUUCUAUGGCGCGGAGCUGGUGCGCGAAGCCACAGCGCGCGCGGCCGAGGGCUGCAGCCUGAGUCCGCGCGCAGCCGCCGCUGCCGCCGAGCUCCUGCUGGGGUCGCCGCCGCGCGUCGCGCAGGUUCGUUUCCCGGAGCCGCCGCCCAGCGCCCGCGUCCUGCGGCGCCUGCUGCCCCACCUGGAGCGCGGAGUGCUGCUCUGGGUGGCGCCCGAGGGCGUCUUCGCCAAGCGCCUGUGCCAGGGCCGUGUGUACUGGCGCGGCCCGCUCGCCCCGCACCGCGCGCGGCCCAACAAACUGGAGCGAGAGCGCACCUGCCAGCUCCUCGACACGCGCAGCUUCCUCGCGGAACUGAGAGCCCACCUGCAUCAUGGUCGCCAGGAGCCCGAGUACCAGAUCCGGCUGUGCUUUGGCGAGGAGUACCCGGGGCCCCCGGACCAGCCUGAGGAGCGUCUCAUUAUGGCCCAUGUGGAGCCAGUCUUCGCGCGGGAGCUCCUCCUACACUCGAAGCUCCACGGCCAGGUGCCUCGGUGGCGCGUUCCCAGCCCCGCAUCCCCGACAGCGUCACUCACCUGCUGACACAGCUGAGUCAGCCCUGAGCGGUUGUUUCCCCCUCCCGUACCCUCUACAGCAGUCCCCACAGGGUGCAGAUCCCACCCCAGCCCUGCCCUAGCUGAGCCAGGGGACUUUAAGUCUCGCCUCACUCAUCGCCCAGGUAGGUUGAGACAGCGGAAGCCAGUCACGGCCUUCAACCUCUCAGCCAAUGAGAUGGAGCCCCGGGAACCCAGGAAGGAGGCGCGUAAGCGGACAGCCGGGCAGCUGGGCCUGGGGCGUCAGGCUUGGGAGCUAAACUCGACCUUGAGGUUCCAGAAAUAGCAAUUAGGUCAGAAACAAGACUUCAUCUUUUUGUGAAGAGCCGGACAAGCCCAUAGCGGUUUACCUAAAGCAGACCUUACCUGCAAUUGAUCCAUUAUAAGGUUUGCUUAAAGCUGAGUUUACUGGGAGUUCCCUGGUGGUUAGGACUCUGUGCUUCCACUGCUGGGGGCCCAGGUUCGAGGGAUCCCUCGUGGGGGAACUAAGAUCCCACAAGCCGCCAGGUGCAGCCAAAAAGAAAAGGGGCUGAGUUUACCAAUAAGAUCCUCCGCAUAGAUUAGACUGAAGCCCAACCAGUAACAGAAUUGCCCCACCUCUGAGGGGCUAUGAGUUUCCAGACCCUCCUUUCACCUGCCACAAGUCUCUCUUCUUUUGGGGUGGGUGGGGAUUGUGAGGGGAGGGGGUCCCAAAACAGAGGACUUAGCCUGAACCUGGGGCUUUAAAUGCUAACCACUGAACCACCGCCAGCAGAUACUGUCUUUGGAGAAACUGAGGCAGGCCUAGGACAGAAGCCAAAGUGGGAGCCAGGAGUCCAGCCCCUGCCCAAGCCCCCCCAAUCUUUGCAAACUGUAAGUUGUAGGGAGUCCUUGAGAAUUGGGAGGGAGCCCUCUCCACCAUGAAGGCAGUGACCCUGCCUUGUCAGUAAAGUCACUGUUUUCUACCCCAGAUAUCAGACCUUUUACCUUUUCUGAUUUCUGACUUUAUUUAUAGGAAUUCUCUUACAGAUGGCAACAUAAUAAAUCUUUUAGUGGUACACUAAUAAGCCACUUUUAUGGGGGGAAACCUGUAUGAUUCAAUAAAGGGCAGAAUCAGUCUUAAAAUUCA
Molecule: messenger RNA, 2705 nt
Organism: Orcinus orca (killer whale)
Lineage: Eukaryota; Metazoa; Chordata; Mammalia; Artiodactyla; Delphinidae
Product: interferon regulatory factor 4-like
Exons: 8
Coding region: 141-1586 (481 amino acids)
Biological process (GO): regulation of transcription by RNA polymerase II; immune system process
Cellular component (GO): nucleus
Molecular function (GO): RNA polymerase II cis-regulatory region sequence-specific DNA binding; DNA-binding transcription factor activity, RNA polymerase II-specific; protein binding
Source: RefSeq, a predicted model, not a curated record